CGGAAAUUAGGAGCUCCAGGCGGUUUGACGAGCAGCACAGUGAAGCUCAAAGGUCUUCAGGACACGGAGUAGCAGAAGCCGCCAACCUCUCCGGCUUGAAUUCACUCAGCGCGGUAUUGCAAUGACGGAAGCAGAUUUAUAUGAUGAGUAUAAAGGGGUUUAUGUGCCCAAACACUUGCACCCCGCAGACAGUCUGAAGUAUUAUGAGGAGUUUACAUUUCGAGAAGACGACGCCCUUAUCGUCACAUAUCCCAAAUCCGGCACAACAUGGAUGCAGGAGAUUGUACCUCUGAUAUUCAGUGAGGGAGAUCUCUCACCAGUGCACACUAUACCAAACUGGGACCGAGUUCCAUGGCUGGAAGAGCACCGUGCUAAAAUCCUCAAUCUGGAGCAAAGGCCCUCUCCACGCGUCUUUGCAACCCACUUCCAUCAUUACAUGAUGAACGACUCCUAUUUCAACGUCAAGCCCAAAGUCAUUUAUGUAAUGCGAAAUCCUAAGGACAUCUUUACAUCCUCCUUCCACUACUAUGGAAUGGCUUCUUAUCUGGUCAAUCCCGGCACCGCUGAUGAAUUUCUGGAAAAGUUUCUGAAUGGAAAAAUAAUGUUUGGCUCUUGGUUUGAGCAUGUAAAGGGCUGGCUCAAGGCAAAAGACCAAGAAAACAUUUUUUACAUUUCAUAUGAGGAGAUGAUACAAGAUUUAAAAGGCUGUGUCACGAAAUUCUCCCAGUUUCUGGGAAAGCCUCUGAGUCCAGAAGUGAUUGAUAAAAUAGCCGAGAAUUGUUUGUUCAAGAACAUGAAGCAGAACAAGAUGUCCAAUUAUUCCCUGGUUCCAGAAGAGUUCAUGGAUCAAAAGAAAUCUGAGUUUCUCAGGAAAGGAAUAGCUGGUGACUGGAGGAACCUUUUUACUGAGGCCCAGACUGAGAAAUUUAAUACAGUUUACAAAGAGAAAAUGAAAGAUGUUGUGUACAAAUUUGCAUGGGAUUGACAGACUCACCAUUACAAAGAAUUUAGGUAAAAAUUAUUUUGCUUAAUAUUAUUAAAUGUUUAUGAUAACUCAGUAAAACUAAUCACAAAUUAUGGUUAAGGACAGAGUCACUAUUACUACUUUUUAUGAGAAGACUUUUGUCCAUUUGUGUUAGUGAAAAUAACUACUUCUCUUCAUAUCUAUUCAUUACACAUUUAUGUAAUUUAUAUGUUGAUUAAACAUUUUACUACAAAUAAAGAAAUCAAGCAUAUCCUUUUAUUUAUAGCGUAACAUUCUACGCUAUACCGGUGAGGCCACUCACGCCAUUAGUUUAAUAGGGAAAAUAUAGCAACAUUAUACUUAUAUAGUAGUUUGGCUUAUUAACUUGGACAUAAAUAAUUUACCUUGUUUAUGUGACUUAAUGACCAUAUUAAUUUAUGGCCAUGACGUAUUAUUAUUAAGUCAGUAAGGUAUGUCAGUAAACAUGAUUUUUUUUUUCCCCUAAUCAUUUGUUUUAGAUAAAACCUAUAAAUUAGACAUUUUCUUAAAUAAAUUAAAUCAAUAUAAAGUCUAAAAACAUACUCACAUACCAGUCAUUCUUGAGAACUGGGACAAAACAUGUCCAGCACAUAAUAUUGUGGUAUUCUGUAAAAUUCUGAAAUAAUUCAUAUUUUGAGUAUGAUCAAUUUUAUAAGCUGAAUUAACUUAGCAAAAAAAAGGUUUUUCUAUUCUAAUUAAAUUUUAUUUGAUAAAGUGUCCGCACUAGACCUGAGACUGUCUUUUUCCAGAAAAAGGGUUCACAUUUUAAAUGGCUAAAAGACUAAAAUAUAUAUUUUUAAAAAUUAAAUUUUUUUAUUUGUUAAAUUUGUGUCCUGAGUUUCUCUUAAGACCAUCAGACAUUUCUAAAAAAUAAAUAAAGUCUUUUGGUCAAACGAAACUACAAAGACCCCAUUAUGACUUUCUGUUUGUUCUAUAACCUAUUCUGUAGGUAUUACCUGUUCUAUAACUUAUGACGUUCUUGUAUGUUUGUUCUUUUUUUUUUUUUUUUUUUACAUUUUAAAGAUUACUGCUUUGGUCACAACCAUAAAAUGUCAACAAAGUUAAAUUAAGUAAAAUUUAUAAAUUUCAAACACAUUAAAUAUGUAUCUAGCAAAUUUUGGAAAAACAAACUGGCUCCCAGAUACUGUACAUAAUCAAAAGUUAGCUAGCAUGAUGUGGAAUUGUGGACGUCCGUCAGGAAAUUCAUCUGACGGUGGUGACUUAUUGUGUGACAGUGUUGACAAAUACAUGAAAAUUAUGUUUUUUUUUUCACUAAAUAAAAAUCCUUUUACAUUUUCUUAAGCAAUGGCAAGACAGCAGUUGUCAGUGAAAGAGCGAAAGAGAAGGAAUAAGGAGAAGAGAAGAGAAUACUAAAGAAAGAAAAGAGCAAGAUUUAUAGAGACCCUGAACAGAGGGAUGAGGAGGGAAAAGUGGAGGGAAAGAUGGAAUAACAGGAUAAAAUAAGGAAAAAUACAAAACACAAGUGAUCUAAAUAGAAGAAAAAAGAGGCAUAAAAGAAGGGCUUGGAAAUAUUCUCAGAGAAAGUUAAGAGAGAACAGAAAAAGGAAGGGCUGCACCAACUCAACACUCCUUACAACACACUACAACUCAACACAUUACAACCGCCAUUAAAGUUAUAUUGUGUUAGCCUUUUUUAAUUUUAAAUAAUUAUUUUGAUUUUUAUUGUGACCUGUUUCUCUAGUUAAGACACAUUUUCAUUCCGUUUUUUUUUCCUGUUCGAUGUAAAUACGUAUACACAACAGGUAUACAAGUUGACUGUCUCUUCUUGUCUAAAGCUUUUGAUUGUACUGUUGGCACUGGGUUAACAUGCAUAUGACAAUACAAAUAACCAACUAAAAGUGUUAAAUGCUGCAUAAAUAUUUAUAAUAAAAUUUUAUAGUUGUGUAACACC
Molecule: messenger RNA, 2915 nt
Organism: Clarias gariepinus (North African catfish)
Lineage: Eukaryota; Metazoa; Chordata; Actinopteri; Siluriformes; Clariidae
Product: sulfotransferase 2B1-like
Exons: 6
Coding region: 122-985 (287 amino acids)
Biological process (GO): sulfation
Cellular component (GO): cytoplasm
Molecular function (GO): sulfotransferase activity
Source: RefSeq, a predicted model, not a curated record